CCCGGAAGCCCGAUGUGGAGCUGCCCCAGCCGUUUCGGCCCAGUGGUACCGCUUCGCUCUUUCCGUCUCCGUGUCCCCGCUCCCUUCGGCGGCCAUGGGCCUCCCGCCGAAGCUCGAGAUGUUGCUCUACACCGUAAAUACGCUGCUGCGCAAGCAGCGCUACCACGCCGCGCUGGCCGUGCUCAAGGGCUUCCGCAACGGAGCCGUCUAUGGAGCUAAAAUCCGUGCGCCCCAUGCUCUGGUCAUGACGUUUCUCUUCAGAAGUGGAAGCCUAAAGGAGAAGCUCAAGGCAAUUGUUCAGGCCACAUACACACAUUCCCGAAACCUGGCUUACUUUGUUUUUACCUACAAAGGCUUGUGUGCCUUGCAGUCUGGUGUCCAGGGAAAGACCUUCCAGUUUCAUUCCUUUCUGGCGGCCUGUAUCGGUGGCUGGUUGAUUUUCGGAGAAAAUAACAACAUCAACAGUCAGAUUAACAUGUACCUGCUGUCUCGAACCCUUUUUGGACUGACCCGGCUAGCAGUUGAGAAAGGCUUCAUCCCAGAGCCAAAACAGGAUCCCUUUCCUUUGUUUUCUGCUAUCAUCUGGGGACUCGUCCUCUGGCUCUUUCAGUACCACAGACACACCCUUCAGCCAUCUCUGCAGUCCUCCAUGACAUACCUUUAUGAUGACAGCAAUGUGUGGCAUGACAUUUCUGAUUUCCUUAUUUAUAAUAAAAGCAGCUCUGGGAAAUAAUCCAUAGGCUUCAGGAAACUUGGAUAGUGGUAUGCUCUGGCAUGGCCAGGGUAAAAGUAGAUGACUUUUUUGUUGUUGUUCUAUCGUAAACCUAAAGGCUUCCAGAUUGGCUUUUACCAUCCCCUGAAUUAAUUUCUUGAUAAUUUUUUUAAACAAACACUAUGCAACCUACUGUCAUUUUUUCUAUUAGUUUUUUUUUUUUUGUCAACCGAAAUUUCCUAUAGAGACUAGAGAUGAUUUAUUUCAUUCUCUAGGGUUCAUUCAUGUUUAAUUUCAUUGGUAACAGGGGUCCUAAACCAUUCUACAAAAUAAAGAACUGUGUUUGUUUUUUUUUUAA
This is a messenger RNA of Vombatus ursinus (common wombat), 1070 nucleotides long. It is a transcript of the gene PXMP4, whose product is annotated as peroxisomal membrane protein 4. Lineage: Eukaryota; Metazoa; Chordata; Mammalia; Diprotodontia; Vombatidae. The record is from RefSeq and is a predicted model, not a curated record. Gene Ontology annotation, cellular component: peroxisomal membrane. The coding region runs from base 95 to 733 and encodes 212 amino acids. The transcript is spliced from 4 exons.